CUUCAUAAUUUGCAAAACUCUUCGUACUCGUGCACUUUACAAAUCGUCAAGACAGUGCCGAUUUUAUUCUAUUUUGUUUAUUGAUAUACAUUUUACAGGAAGGUUUCAGAGGACGUACAAAAUGUUUGGCAUUGUGAGAACACACUUAUCACAUUUAAGAGUAGUUCAGCGGUCAUGGGAGCCAAUUAGUGCUACAGGAUCCCUCCAAAUACAGCAAGUCAGAUGGAGAAAACGAAGAACAGAUCCGAAGGCCAAAUCCAAAAUAGGAAAGGUUCGGGAACCCACUCCUUGGGAUCCAUGGGAACGUGCUUUCUUGGUAGAGAAAAUCCCUCAUUAUAACUCCACUAUGAAUGCUGUCAGACGUUUAUUCAAUGCGGAACUUGAGAGGAAAAAGGAUGAAACAGCAGAAGGUCUGUCCAGUGUUGAGCAAGAACGGGAAGAGGAGGAAGAAUUCAGGCAACUACUGAAGUGGAAUGAACAAGAAAAUGCAAAGAUAAAUGCAAGAAGGAAAGAGAAACUUGCUGCCAAGGCUAAAGAGAAUGAAGAAGAGAAUCUGCAGAGGUUGCUAAGGAAGGAAGAGCAGGAGGCAGAAGAAACAGAGAGAAUGAGACAGCUUGUCUUGCAGGAACAGGAGGCCAGCAAGACUUUCAUCACCAUGGAAAGCAUGGAAGCUGCCAUCAACGAGGCUUUGGACAACCCCAAGAAUUAUAACUUCCUCAUGAAGAAGAGCGGAGAACCCAUCCUGCCGGAGGACACUGCUUGGGAAGGUUUCAAACAGAGGACAGUAAAAGCCAAGGAUGAAGAGUUAGUGGAGGGAGAUGGAGAUCACAUAAAAUCAGCAGAGAAUUGAUCUCUGAUCAUGUGAUGAUAUCAUAUCAUCAGGUAGUAUGUGUAUCAUGUUCUUGGAUUAGACUUUUUGAAGAUGUCAAGGAACGACAGUGCUCACCAAAUUUAUUGACUUUAAGAUCAAUUUAUCCUUUUUCAUCCCAUUAUUGAUCUGCCAAGUACGUUCAGCAUUGAUCGUGAAGGAAGUCUAUUGAAAGAGGUGCUGAUUUGUUAUCUGUUUUAUGCAGUGUGUGUUUGGAUAUUUCUAUCUUGUUAAAAUGUAAGUUUCUCUUGAAAGUAAUGAGUGAUUGUGCAAAGAAUAGUUUUGGGAGAAAACCUAUAUGGAAAAUGGUUUGUAAAUCACAGGUGACAUGCAACUUCUUUAAUGGAGACCAGAAAUGUGGAUUUUUAUAGGAAAGCAAUAAAGAAAGAAGUUGAAUAUUCAGUUCUAAGAUAAAAACAUAUGUAAUUUUGUGUAAAUUAAUACCAGAGGUACAUGUGCAUGUAAUUUGUAUUGCCAGUAUUCAAACAUUAUAUGCUGCUGUUGCACUGGAGUGAUUUCAAACAACAUAUAAUAGGGAAGGCAAUACCAGAUGUCAUCUGUUGAGAGUUGGAAGGGCGUUACUACGUUAUUUGAUAUGAGUUAAUGAACUUCUGGUUUUCAGCAGAUGACACGAGAUAUUUUAUCUGGAUAGGACUCCACGAUAUUUGUUACGAGUGUGCUUUUGUCUGAAGCUAGUUACUACAGGUCCAUGUGUGGUGCUCUGACAUGUGCUUUUGUCUGAAGCUAGUUACUACAGGUCCAUGUGUGGUGCUCUGACAUGUGCUUUUGUCUGAAGCUAGUUACUACAGGUCCAUGUGUGGUGCUCUGACAUUUGUCACAGGCUUUAUUUUGUCAAAUGUACAGCUAUUUGGUUAGGGUUAGGGUUGCAAUUGGGUUUUAGGUUAUUGUACAGUGUUGGGUCUAUUGGCUAGUCCUUGGCCUUCUUUAUCAUGAACACCCAUUUAUACUGAUAAAUAACACACACAAAAUCUUCAAGGACACCUAUUCUGAGUAUUUUACCAUCAAAAUAUUUUAUUUCAGAAUCAAUCACAAGGCACAUUGUAGUGCAUAUAUACAUUUCUUAAGCUGCAAGUAAAUAUAACAUGAACUUUUGAUUAACCUUCUAACCUAAAGGCACUAACUACAAAUGAUAGGCCAAUACAUGGGAGGGGGUGGGGAUUGAAAACUACUGACCUAGGAAAAUGUCAUACAUAUAUUAGUAACUUUCUUUACACUUCCAACUUAAACAGCUGAGGGAACGUACUGUAUUUUUCAGCAGAUUCCUUUUUCCUGUUAAAAGACAACAUAGAUUACGAAUGUACAUGAGUUGACUCGUGAGGGUUAUAUGUGAAUUUCCUCUAAACUCUAAGAGGAGAUGUCUAUCAAUAAAAAAAAAACUUUUACAAAUACAGUAAUUCCUGAAUGAUGUGAUUAAUUUAGUGUGGCACAAAAAAUAGUCCUAAAUAAAUUAUGGACAUUUUUGCCAAGGUGAGCUGUUUAGGGUAAUUUGUAUUGUUUGCUUAUAUAACAGUGAACUAACAUUGUACGUUUUGAUCUGCUCAUAAUUAAAUGAGGCAAAUACAGCAAAUCUAUGGAUAAAUUG
Molecule: messenger RNA, 2471 nt
Organism: Strongylocentrotus purpuratus (purple sea urchin)
Lineage: Eukaryota; Metazoa; Echinodermata; Echinoidea; Camarodonta; Strongylocentrotidae
Gene: mrps26
Product: 28S ribosomal protein S26, mitochondrial
Exons: 4
Coding region: 122-850 (242 amino acids)
Cellular component (GO): mitochondrial small ribosomal subunit
Source: RefSeq, a predicted model, not a curated record